This is a messenger RNA of Amphiprion ocellaris (clown anemonefish), 5471 nucleotides long. It is a transcript of the gene plcd4a, whose product is annotated as phospholipase C, delta 4a. The record is from RefSeq and is a predicted model, not a curated record. Gene Ontology annotation, biological process: intracellular signal transduction; lipid metabolic process. The transcript is spliced from 17 exons. Bases 463 to 2733 code for a protein of 756 amino acids. Gene Ontology annotation, molecular function: calcium ion binding; phosphatidylinositol-4,5-bisphosphate phospholipase C activity. NCBI's taxonomy places the organism in Eukaryota, Metazoa, Chordata, Actinopteri, Pomacentridae.
CCUUUUUAAGUGUUUAUAUGUGAUGGUUAUAUAUUGUAAUGUCAGUUUUUUUUCCGGUAUCCUGCAGCCAUACUUCCAACACAAGAUUCAGGUAAAUUAUGCAGCUAGUAACUGACGUAUUCUGCAGCAGAGAGAGGUAUUGAUUGUUUUUUUAUUUUUUUAAUAUACAUUUAUAUAAACUUGUAGUCUUCAGUUCCAACCUCAGCUUACAUGUUAAAAGUCUGCCCACUUGUUUGCUCCUGUAUAGACCAGCCUGAUGCACCAGAUGGAGGCACCAGAAUCCCUCUUGCUGCUCUUGAACGCAGCAUCUUUUGGCUACAGGAAAGAUUUCCAUGACUCAGCGUGGCAUGCAGAGGAGCAGCAGCAGUAACCAGGCCGGCCAUAUGAUCUGUUCCAGCUCUGCAGCAGCGACCGGGACUCAGAGAUGAUCCUGCAACAGAUGGCAGCGUGAGAAGACAACGAAUGGCUUCCACAGGCGGUGUCCUCCGUAUUCAGGGGGAUGAUAACCUCCAGUCCAUGCUGGUGGGGACGGUGAUGAGGAAAAUCAAGUCUCGAACCUGGAAGAAGCAGCGAUAUUUCAAGUUGCAGGAAGACUGCAUGACCAUCUGGUACAAGUCCAAGAAGGCUGGCAACACACACUCCACAUUUUCUGUGGGCGAUGUGGAGGCCAUACGAGAAGGCCACCAGAGCGAGGUGCUCCUCAGCAUCGCAGAUGAGUUCCCAGCUGACCGAUGCUUCACGCUGGUCUUCCGAGGUCGCAGAGGCAACCUGGACCUGGUGGCUGAGUCUGCUGAGGAAGCACAGUCCUGGAUCAAGGGCAUGAAGAAGCUGAUUGAGAAUCUGGAGAACAUGGGGGAGAGGGAGAAGCUGGACCAAUGGAUCGGUGACUGGUUCAAGAAGGCCGACAAGAACAAUGAUGGCAGGAUGAACUUCAAGGAAGUGCAAGAUCUGCUGAAGAUGAUGAAUGUGGACAUGAACGAACACCACGCUCAUCGUCUUUUCACCAUGGCUGAUAAGUCCCAGUCGGGCAGCCUGGAGGACGAUGAGUUUGUGCUGUUCUACAAAAUGUUGACCCAGCGAGAAGACGUCCUGAGGGUUUUCCAGGUGUACACAGCUGAUGGUCAGAAGCUUUCACAGAGCGACUUGGAGGACUUCCUGAGAGAGGAGCAGCUGGAGGGAGGUGAUAUCCAAAAACAUGCCAAGCAGCUCAUUGAACGCUACGAACCCUCAGACACAGCCAAGGUGCUGAACGCCAUGACAUUUGACGGCUUCUUGAUGUACCUCGGCUCCGCUGAAGGCUCCAUCUUCAACCCACAGCGGAGGGGCGUCUUCCAGGACAUGGGCCAGCCGCUGAGCCAUUACUUCAUCUCCUCGUCCCACAACACCUACCUGAUGGAAGACCAGCUCCGGGGACAGAGCAGCGUGGAGGGAUACAUCAGGGCUUUGAAUCGCGGCUGCCGAUGUGUGGAAGUUGACUGCUGGGAUGGUGCCAACGGAGAGCCCAUCGUCUAUCAUGGACACACUUUAACCUCCAAGAUACUCUUCAAGGAUGUGGUCACUGCAGUGGGCAACUACGCUUUUAAGGUAUCGGAAUAUCCAGUCAUCCUGUCCAUCGAGAACCACUGCAGUGUGGAGCAACAGAGAGUCAUGGCCCAACACCUCAACCACAUCCUCGGUGACAAGCUGCUGAAAAGCACAUUGGACGGCAAGGCCCCCAUCGGGCUGCCGUCUCCUGAGGAUCUUAAGGGGAAGAUUCUCGUGAAGGCGAAGAAAAUUGGAGGUCUCGAGGAGACCUUCAAUGGGAUGGUGGAAGACUCUCUAACCGGGGAGGUCAGCGAUGAAGACGAGGCGGCAGAAAUAGACGAAAAUAACCUUCACCGUGAGAGUGUCCGUCGCAGGCUGAAGAAGUCAAAACAACGUCUGUCCAAAGAGCUCUCCGACUGUGUUGUUUACUGCAAAAGUGUCCACUUCAGUAGCUUCAAACACUCUCGCAUCCACUCCAAGUUCUAUGAGGUGGUGUCUUUCACAGAGUCUAAAGCCCGAAAACACCUGAGAGAGGCUGGGGCAGAGUUUGUGCACCAUAACUCGCGACAGCUGACCAGGGUUUAUCCCACUGGCUUCCGAACUGACUCCUCCAAUUUUAAUCCUCAGGAAAUGUGGAAUGCCGGGUGCCAAAUUGUUGCGUUGAACUUUCAGACAGCGGGGGACGGAAUGGAUCUGAACGACGGACUGUUCAGUCAGAACGGUCGCUGUGGUUAUGUCCUGAAGCCCGACUUCAUGAAGGAAGCUGAGAAGAGGUUUGACCCUGAGACGCCUCAGCAACGGGACCACUACCAACCCAUCAUCCUCACCAUACAGGUGAUCAGCGGCCAGCAGCUGCCCAAAGUCAACAUCAAAGAAGGUUCUAUCGUGGAUCCUCUGGUCCGAGUGGAGAUCCACGGAGUUCCCAUGGAUCAGGCCAAGCAGGAGACCAGAUACAUCGAGAACAAUGGAUUCAACCCGGUGUGGUACGACACUCUGCGCUUCACCAUCCACACUCCUGAGCUGGCCAUGGUGCGCUUUGUGGUGGAGGACUACGAUAAAACCUCCAAGAACGACUUCGUGGGCCAGUAUACGCUGCCUCUCAGCUGCAUGCAGCAAGGUUAUCGUCACAUUCACCUUUUGUCCAAAGAUGGAACCAGUAUUCCUCCCUCGUCUUUAUUCGUUCACAUCAGGUUCACAGAACUGGAAUAAGAAGCACUUGAAAGAACAUUUUUAGCACCUCCUAUUCAGUAAUGAAAUUCUUCCUAACUCUAGAGAAUAUGUAUAGUUCCUGAGAUAGUGUUUAAUAUUAUUUGAUGUGAAUAAGUACUAUGCCAAAUGUUUAGAGGUUCUUAGGCAGCAGAGGUAUAUUAGAUCUGCAUAUUUUCUGUUUGUUUUGUUCAGUGUAGUGUGUGUAACCGUGACUGACUUGAACUUUGCUGCUCGUGUUUGAUGUAUGACGUGUUUCUUCGGAGAUGUCGUGCUGCAGAGGAGAACGUGCCACCAUGUGUUUGGAUCAGGAUGUACGGUAGAUUUUUCUGUCAGUAUUUUCUUUAACAAAGCGGCACUUCAGGCUUUUCACUUCGGUCCAACUGCAAAACUUCAAACGCUGCUGACAUUGCAGUUGGCACUCUAUAUGAAGAAUUUGUACAUUUGUGUCCAUAAAACUCUAUAAAAAGAUCAAAUUCAGUCAUACCUUUGGUGAUAGAAAAGAUUUUAAAUACAAAUUCCGAUUUCAUUUCAAACAAUAUUAUAUAGACUCUCCAAGCACUUUAUCAAUAAGUGCAGUCUAAUGCAAUCUAAUCCAACAGCUCUGCUAUAAAUCAGCAAUAGCUGAACUAUUUUUCAUGCACAUAUUAUUGCCCAUAUGGUGUUAAAUCAUGCAUUUUACAAUGUACAAUAAUCUGUCUUUUUAUAGAUUUUUUUGUUUUAUUUUACAGUUUUUUCAACAUUUUUAAAACUCACAAAAAUACAUAUAUACAUUUUUAAAAAUCUGACUGUAAAUGUAUGUCUAAUGUAAAAUAUUGCUGAAAAUCUGUGAAUGAAUUACAAUCAAAUUUCCAAAUUAAUUCCUUUCAGAAGAAACUUUUAAAUUAAAGUUAAACCAUUAAAGCGAAACAAAACAAAAAAAUACACAUGGUCUUGUGUAAAAUUUAGGCUGGAAAUUAAUUCAUAUCAAUAUUACUGUAUUUUUUAUUUUUUACAGUGUAUAUUUUCCCUUUCAUCUUUUUUCCUGUACCUUAGCGUCAGUCUAACUGCACUGAGUUGGACGGCGUGUAAUGAGUGGACACUUUUAUCUGAUAUCAGGCUGUAUCUAUCUAUAUUGUUGUUGAUAUUACCAGACAGAAAUGCAUUAAUUCUACUUUAUUUUUGCUAUUAAGAUAUAAUGAAAAGUGUUUCUAAUCUUUGGUCCACACCAGUAACACACAAAACAGUAGAAAUAGAAAGUAAAGACUUCAUUCAUAGCUGUUGUAUUGGUUUGCAUUAGAUUGCACAGAUGUUCCAGUUGUUCUCAACCAAGGCUGCAGUUUGAUUAUUAUGAUUUUAAACUUGAUUUUUCCCACAAUCCAGAGUGAAAUGCUGCUCUGUCUAAACCCACCCCAAGUGUUUGACCUGCUACUCGUUCUCUUUGGACUUAAGCCGAUUGGAGUCUUGCGUUCUUUUUUUUUUUAGUCAAUUCUGUAUCUGAGAUGGAGUUGCUCUAAUAUCUCCCAAUGUCUCCUCAAAGCUCGAUGUUUGAUCUUCUGAUGCUAAUGUCUUCACUGUUUAUCUGCCUUAUCGUUCUGUGGAUACAACUGAUCCAGGUUCUGCUCUGAGUGCCAUGCACUGCUCCUUUAGAAAUCUUCAUUCGAGCCACGAUUUGAAGCUGAGAAAGUCCGUUUUUGCUAAGAAAUUCAUUUCUUUCACUUAGUUCUGAUGCCAUCUUUCCUGCUACUAUUAACAUCGGCAAUCCCACGACUUUAAUGACUGAUUGCUGACAUAGAAAUUGGGCAGAAUUUUUUAAAUCCUCAAAUUUUCUUAUAUUUUCCAGACUUAAAAUAUGGCAGAUUUUCGUUGUGGUCAAAUAAAAACCUUCUAAUUUACUCUAUUUUCUGAUAUAUUCAGCAAACAGUUGAACAAUAAUGACUGCAGCAACUAGAAAAAUAUCUAAAUUAGUGAAUUAACUAAUUGAGGACAGUGGUGAUAACUUUUUUUAAAAUAAGUUUUUCAAAAUAUGUUUUAUAUGAUUUAAGAAAGGCUGUAUAGCAUUCAUUUCUGCACACAUUUUAUUUCCUUGGACAAACAAAGGAUAACUGUGCAGCUGAAUGGAGACACUGAAGUCUCAGAAAGUUAAAUCUACAUUUUCAGAGCUGAACUUGUCACAUUUAUUAUGUCUGAUCAAACUCCAUUUUUAAACCUGUUUGCGAUCUUGAUUAUAAAUUAUUAUUUGUACCAUAUAUAAUUUCCAUACUUUACUGAAAAUCCAGGUGUUUCUAACCAAGACCCAAUAUCUUGAUGAAUGAUUGUCACAGCCCUUAAAUUUUCAGGGAGUUUGUGCUACAUUUCAGCAGCAGUUUCUUUGUUUUACAUUUAUUUAUUCACAGAGAUUCUCAUCACAAAUGUGUUUUUUUAACUGUGGAGCAGCUAGAGGUUGAAGGUAAAGAUGCAUUAUGACGCCUUCCAGUGUUCCCAGUCAGAUCAAAGGUGAUUUGCUUGAAUUUCCUUCCUAUUCUUAAGCUAAAAGUCACUAUUUAGUGCUGAGUAGUCUUGUGUCAUCCCAUAUAUUUUUGUGCUACCCAUUUGUGUCAAUGUGUUUUCAUAUGUCUAUUUUUGUAUAACUAGACACAUUCAUAUGUACUGUACAGCAUAGUGCACUGUGUGUUUAAAUGAGUAUUUGCUUGUUUUUUAUUGUAGAUAAACCUCAUACUCAUUUGCCACAUUCAGCUGCAAAUAAACUUGAUUUUCACGUA